Messenger RNA from Leopardus geoffroyi (Geoffroy's cat), 976 nucleotides. It is a transcript of the gene PHF5A, whose product is annotated as PHD finger protein 5A. The record is from RefSeq and is a predicted model, not a curated record. Bases 80 to 412 code for a protein of 110 amino acids. Lineage: Eukaryota; Metazoa; Chordata; Mammalia; Carnivora; Felidae. Gene Ontology annotation, cellular component: U12-type spliceosomal complex; U2 snRNP; catalytic step 2 spliceosome. Gene Ontology annotation, biological process: mRNA splicing, via spliceosome. The transcript is spliced from 4 exons.
AACCGGGAGGCUGGAAAAUGGAGGUUAAAGGGCGGACGGAAGUUCCUUAAACUUCCGGUGGCCGGCUGGUGUCGGAGUUAUGGCCAAACAUCAUCCGGAUUUGAUCUUUUGCCGCAAGCAGGCUGGUGUUGCUAUCGGAAGACUGUGUGAGAAAUGUGAUGGCAAGUGUGUGAUCUGUGACUCCUACGUGCGUCCCUGCACUCUGGUGCGCAUAUGUGAUGAGUGUAAUUAUGGCUCUUACCAAGGGCGCUGUGUGAUCUGUGGAGGCCCUGGAGUUUCUGAUGCCUAUUACUGUAAGGAGUGCACCAUCCAAGAGAAGGAUAGAGAUGGCUGCCCAAAGAUUGUCAAUUUGGGGAGCUCUAAGACAGAUCUCUUCUAUGAACGCAAAAAAUACGGCUUCAAGAAGAGGUGAUCGGUGGGUGGCCUUUUCCUCCCACCAAGCUGCUGCAGCUGCCAGAAAAGACACCUACUACCACCAGCAGAGAGUGAGCGGAGCACAGAGCACCACCCGAGUGCCUGUUAGUACACUGGUACCUCUCCACCUCUCCUCUUACCCAGACACGUGGGAACAGGAAAGAAAUCUUCACAGAGCACUCUGGCAGACGAUAGCAGAGAAAAAUUGAUAGAUUGGUCCGUGAUUUUUCUUGAACUCGAGAAACAAGCCUCUGGUUUCCAAAUUGAUAUCUUGUCUCUACACCAAGAGCUUCUGAAACAGGAAUCGCAUCAUUUCAGUCUUUUGUUUGAGGAAUUGCCCACGAAGCUAGCGCAGUGAGGAGCCUGUUCUGGGCAGCAGCUCUCAUGGCAGCUGCCGUUGAUGAGGCAUCUGCAGUGUGGUGGGGAGCUCUCACCACAAUCAGUGUGGGCAUUUAAUCUUGUAACGCUUAGCAGGUGGUGCCUGUUCAUGUUAUUCUUCUAAGAACUUGGAAACCCUUUCUGUUGCUGUUGUAUUAAUAAAACAGGUGUUUCUUUUCUGGUA